This is a messenger RNA of Bactrocera tryoni, 1764 nucleotides long. Its product is annotated as odorant receptor 7a-like. Lineage: Eukaryota; Metazoa; Arthropoda; Insecta; Diptera; Tephritidae. Gene Ontology annotation, biological process: detection of chemical stimulus involved in sensory perception of smell; sensory perception of smell. The record is from RefSeq and is a predicted model, not a curated record. The transcript is spliced from 3 exons. Gene Ontology annotation, cellular component: plasma membrane. Gene Ontology annotation, molecular function: olfactory receptor activity; odorant binding. Bases 64 to 1164 code for a protein of 366 amino acids.
AACCCAGAAAUCAAAACGAACGAUUCGUUUACGUGGUUAAUUCGAAGUUGGGAGCUAACUGGCAUGAAGCUAUUGCGUCCGUAUAAAUUCUUAAAUCUGUUACACAUGGUUUUCAGCUGGUUUGUGCUCUCACUAAGUCCGAUAUCGUUUGGUGUUGGUAUAUUAAAUACCAUGGACAAUUCAUCGAUGACUGCAACACUGACCAAUUUCCAAGCAUCGCUUAAUGUUCUAUUAUUACCAUUCAGGGCGCUAGUAAUUGCCAUAAACUUUAAGCGUUUGCGUAGUGUCGAAGAGAUUUUCGAAAAUUUGGAUAAAUUUUAUGUAAGAGAAGAGGAACGCUUGGAAAUCAAAGAUUGCGAAAAGGCUUGCAGAAGUCUAUUUUUUACAUACUCUAUUUUCUAUGCCAUGUACGGCGCAAUCAGUUGGUUAGUUUCGUUCUUUGCGCUCAACCAAGAAACAUAUUGGCUUCCUUUUAUCGAUUGGAUACCGUAUCAGCCCCUACGACACGGUUUACACUUUAUUUUCGAAGUGGUUAUUAUACAUUUCUUACUGCAAACCAAUGUGACGAGUGAUACCUUUCCGGCGACUUAUAUACGUGCCUUACGCACCCACAUUAAGCUGUUGACGGGCCGCGUCAGUCGUUUAGGCACAAACUCCGACUUUAAUGACGAGCAGAAUUUUCGGGAAUUAGUCGCUUGUAUAGCAUCACAUCAGCAGAUAUUGCAGGUGGCGGACAUCGUUGGUUCGAUUCUCUCGCUGACCAUUUUUCUGCAACUCACAAUCGCCGCGGCCAUUUUAUGCGUUUGCAUGCUUAACAUAUUCAUAUUCGCCGAUCCGAUUCACAAGGUUAUCACGAUUGUAUACUAUCUGGUUGUUUUGAUGCAAACUGUACCCAGCUGCUAUCAGGCAUCAAUGCUCGAGGCGGAUUGCGCUAAGUUGCCGGACGCGAUCUUUCAUUGCAAUUGGCCGCAUUUAGAUAAACGCUUUCGCAAGCUCAUCAUCUAUUUCCUGCAUCACGCACAGACGGAAAUAACUUUCACUGGAAUUAAACUAUUUAGAAUCAAUUUGAGCACCAAUUUAUCGAUUGCCAAAUUCUCGUUUACACUGUACACAUUCAUAAAUGAUAUGGGAUUUGGGGAGAAAUUGAAGGAACGCUUCGAAUAGUUAUUACCGGAUAGUUGAAUUCACAAUGUUUGCUGUCACUGAUUGAAUAUAUUAACUAAUAUUAUUGCACUUAAAUGCAACACUUAAGUAGCUCCAAUAAAAUAGAUCUAGAAAAUGCAUAUGUAUAUGUAUUUAUUUUUUAAUGUGUAGUGGCCUUUAAAGCAAUGUUUUUAAACUAUAGACCUCCGACAAUCUUGGGUAGUCCAAAAAGUCUUUUCGUAUUUUAUCAAUAGAUGUCGUUGCAGUCGUAUAUCUGUGGCAACCUAAUUUAAAUAUACGAGCCUUCUGGCAACAUUUUUUGAUGUAAGAAAAUCGAACAGAACUAUUUCAAGCAUUCUGAUGAAAUAAAGAAACAGAAAAGAAGCCAAAUAUUUCGUUAAGCGUUUUUCUUGGAAAUUAAGAUAAUAAAUAGAAAAAACACAGAAGUGUGGACUCGAGCACCACAUAAUUGGUGACCCCAACUUGUAUACAUCAAUUACAAUCAGCAUAUUCUUGCAUCGCGAUGCCACUACUGAAUUCACCUAACAAAGAUGAAGGCACACCGAAAUCGGACGCAACCUGGUCAGCACAGCAAACACAGGCAGAAGCGGGCACUAGAGA